AUGCCAAACACAUCUUUGAAUCGUUACUCCGCAGCUUCGUCAUCAUCAUCAACGGCUUCAUCAUCUACAUCAUCUACAAAUUACUAUAUUCAUUCGAAUAUUUAUUCUUCGUCAUCAUCUUCAACGUUUACGACGCUUCGUUCUGCGACUUCCUCAUUACAUGUAUCAAAAUCAAACAAUCCAGACUAUCGUUCAAUGCAAUCAUUGAAGGUUCAACAACUGCCUUAUCAAACCAGUCGAAUCUAUCAAACACCUGUCGCACGUGUAUCACCAUUAGUCAACAAUCAGCAAAGUGACUAUCAUCACAAAGACGAAAGUUGGCUUAGUUGCGAAGAGCUUGAAACAAUUGAAAAACGCUUUACUGACCUCCUUCAAGAAACACCGGACAAACGAUCGGAUCAACGAGCUAAAAGUUGCGAUCGAUUAACACAUGAAGACGAACAUCAAUUGAAGCCGAUGACAUCAACUUUGUCGCGUAAAUCAUUAUCAUACAAGAAAUUCGAUAAUGACAAUCAAUGUCCACAAACGACGCUUCUCUCUCCCGAUGAAGUCCUUCGAAUCGAAUCAUCCUUUCGCAGUAUUGGUACACAAGUCUAUGCCAGUCGUUGUCUCUGUGAAUUGUACAUCACUACCGCUGAACGAUUAGCCAAACUAGAAGACUGGAUCCUAUUUCAGUAUGGCUCACCUGUUUGGUUACUCGACUCUGGUAAUCAUCCGAAACGUCAAUCACAUUUGUCGUUAAUUCUCGCCGAAUACGGUUCCGGUUUUCCCAUUUGGCAAGAUACCAUCAAUGGACACAGCGAUGUAAAGCAAGCUCGCGAACAACAUAUAACAUUUCGUUUGUCCGAUAAGAUCACUCUUGGUGUACUUCGUUUCACGAAUCUAUUAGCAUCGAAAGAAUUCUUUUCUUAUUACAUCUCCAUUCGGAAUGAUACACGAUAUAAGCAUUUAUUUUCUAAAAGCACAAAUCGCAGUUCAUCGUGUGGUUCAAUAUUAACAAAUCGAAAGAAAUUACCACAACAUGUAAAUAAAUCAUCCAUAUCGAAUCCUUGUCAAUUUCAACAUAUAACAUCUUUACAAAUCAAAGAUUGUGCUCGCUUAACGUCACUCAAUCGCUGUUUAAUGCCGGCUCUUUCCCAUUCAAAUCAACUAUUAUGA
Messenger RNA from Adineta ricciae, 1158 nucleotides. NCBI's taxonomy places the organism in Eukaryota, Metazoa, Rotifera, Eurotatoria, Adinetida, Adinetidae. The record is from the annotation of a GenBank genome assembly.